Messenger RNA from Diabrotica virgifera virgifera (western corn rootworm), 3843 nucleotides. RefSeq lists its product as uncharacterized. Gene Ontology annotation, cellular component: centrosome. The record is from RefSeq and is a predicted model, not a curated record. Gene Ontology annotation, biological process: regulation of cilium assembly. The transcript has 14 exons. NCBI's taxonomy places the organism in Eukaryota, Metazoa, Arthropoda, Insecta, Coleoptera, Chrysomelidae. Bases 160 to 3762 code for a protein of 1200 amino acids.
UGACAACCGGCGUGCAUCGAUUUCAAAAUCAUAUUUUUCACGUGCAACUAUAUGUUUCCAUAUGUAUUUAUCCUUUUGGUAAUAUAUUUCACUCUAGCUGCGUCUGAGGAAUUAUAGACACAUUCAUUCAAAGAAGCUACCCAAAGCAUUUCAUUAAAUAUGAAGAGCAAACAGAAAUUUUCAGUUUCGGAAAAGGACCUCCUUAAAAGACAGUCUCUAGAUAAAUACAGCCCCUUAGAUUUUCGCACAAGUAGAAAAAUUUCUUGUAACCCGUUGAUACAGAAGAAUAUAAAUUUUUUGAGGGCCUAUAGUAAUUUUCUAGGGAAACAGUCAUACGGUAACACCAGAGACGCAGAUUCUUAUUUCAGACAGAGCCUGAGAAGUGAACCGUUUAAUCUGAUUCGAGAUCUUCAGUUGACAAAUUUGGUGAGAUCUACCUCAUCUUUUGAAAGCGUUAGCCAGAAUUUCAACAGACGCCCAAGAUCUCGAAGAACUGUUUUAAAACCCAGGAGGAUCUUAGAGUUUCCACACAAAUCGCACAAAGUCAAAUCGAAAAAAUCAGAAGAGUUUUCUGUGAAGGAGCUUUUCUUAACUAAUAUCAAUAAUAAUUCGGAAAGUGGAUCAGACAGUGGCGUGACCCAGGAUCUUUCAACCGGAGAUUACAAUUAUUCGUCUCAACAUAGUGGACUCCAAAGCCAUCCUUUAGAAAAAGUCGAGGAAUCCUUAGAAGAAGAAGACAAAACUGCGGAUGUACGAAAAGAAAAAUCAUCCCUACAAGAUAUCGAUAAACUUAACGAUCGAUUGGAUAUAUUACUUAAAGCAGCCAUGAAUGUUAUGGUAGAAGAUGAUAGGGAAAAGGAGGGUGAAGAAGAAGGAGAGGGAGAAGAUAUGGAAGAGAAAACAGGAGAGGCAGAAAACGUAGGUGAAGGUGAAUUUGAUGAUAGUGAUUACACUGGUGGGGGUGAAGAGUUUGCAGGAUUUGCUGAUGAUGAAGAUGAUGAAAUGAAAGAAGUGGAGGAAAUGAUAGAGAGAGCUUCCAAAGAAUUAGCGGAAGUUGCAGAAGAAAACCAAAAAAUAUUAGAAACUUUAGAGGAAGGUGACGAAGACCUGGAAAAAACGGAAGAAGCCAAAGAUGCUCAAAAACCUUCAGAAAUGAAGUACAGUCAGGAAGCAGACCACGUCGUGUUAAAAGAACUGGAAGAUGCAGAACGACAAGCGAUUCAAACAGCAAAAAUAAUAAGCCAAUUGAAAGAGCAGGUCACUGUCUUAUCUAAGAAGGAAACAAUGACGGAAAAAGAAGCCAAAGAACUCGAAAAGUUGAAUAUGGAAUUGAAGAAACAAAUGACGAUUUUUGAGAAAAGAACUAGAAGAAUCCAGGAACUGAUCGCUAGGUCUGAUCUGUUUGAAAACGUGGGAAUCUUGGGGAAGUCGUUGAUGAGUCACAAAGAAGACGUCUUACCAAAAGUCGUUGUAUGCGGAACUACAGAACAGCAGAUGCCCAAAAUACUAAUUUGCGACGGUGCCAAAAUGAAAUCCAAGUCUGACCGCAAAAAACGACCAGCUUCAGCAAAAUCAUCUCGAAGACCCGAUAUAUGUACUUGCGAAACCACUGAACAAGAAACAGACAUUGACAUUUUGGAAAUGACGAGGCACUAUCAAAGAGCAGAUCUAGAGCUUCGAGGAAUGGGGCAGCAACACUUGCCGCCGCAAGUGCCUUUCCAGAUGAUGCCUCCAAUGAUACAGCCGCAGAGUGGACCACAAAUGGGAUCACAAAUUGGACCGCAAAUGGGUUCGCAAAUGGGACCUCAAAUGGGACUACAAAUGGGACAGCAAAUGGUACCACCAAUGGGACCACAAAUGGGACCACAAAUGGGACCUCAAAUGGGAACACAAAUGGGACCUCAAAUGGGACCACAAAUGGGACAACAAAUUGGACCACAAAUGAUACCACAGCAAAAAAAUACGUGCGAGUGCCACCAACCACCACCACCACAGCGAGGGCAGCAAAUGCCGAUGACACCUCAAAUGCAGAUGCCGAUGCAAAUGAUGCCUCCGGGUCCGAUGAUGCAACAAGUACCUAUGAUGCAACAAGUUCCACAAAGAGCGAGAUCUCCAUUUCCACCAAUGGAAGGCCCGAUGGCUUAUGGCGAAUUUGAGUCAACUAGGUCUUCUUCUCGUCCACAAACUCGGGGAGCUAAAGAUCAACCAUCAGGAAUGUCGUGCGGAAAAGGCCGUGGAAUAUGUCCAACAGAAAUAGAAUCCCGUCUUCAAGAAUAUUCAGAAAAUACGCAGUUCCUGGAACAACAAUUAUACGAUAUGGAAGCUGAAGUGAAAGAAAUGCACCAAGAACUGGUAGCUGUCCAAAAAGAACGAGAACAGCUAGAACAGCACAGGAAGAUGAUGUGCUCACCUCCUCCCUGUAGCCUACCAACAUGUCCUCCUACACCAUGUUCUCCACUUCCUCCGUGCAGUCCACCAGGAACUUGUGGGCCACCAGUAACUUGUGGACCACCAGUAUCUUGUGUACCACCAGUACCUUGUGGCCCACCGUGUGAAGUCCAGCUCAGAGAACUAAGGGAACAGUACAAAAGACUGCAAGACGAUUUUAAAAGUAAACUUACAGAAGUUGCAGGGCUCAGAACUGAAAACGAAAAAUUGAAAGAUAGGACACGACAAGCUGAAGAUGCAAAGAAAGAUGCUGAGAAACAAGUGCGCGAUCUGGAACUAGAGAUUAAGAGACUCAAAGGCAAUCUUAAAGGACCUAAGGAAGUAAGCAAAGAACAAUUUAUAGAGAUAGAACAACAAUUGGCAGUAACGAAGCAAAGAUUUAGAGAAGCACAAGAUGAGUUAGAUGAACUGAGAUUGCUGGUAGAAGAUCAGCAGAAGCAACUAGAUGAUUACAGAAAUAAGUAUUUAGAAGCUCAACAGCAAGUAGAAGAACAGAGAAGACAGAUAGACCUAAUGGAAAUAGAGAAUCAAAGGAUCAGCGAACAAGUUAAUCUGGAAAUCCACCGGGUGAAAAUACAGUUUUCAGAAAAAGUCCAAGAAUUAAUGCCUUUACCUGACAUUUUAAAAGCAACCCAACUAAAACUCCAAGAAGCUCAACAGAUGCACCUUUUAGCGGAACGAAAUAACGAAGCGAUAGCUAGAGAAUUGAAGAUGUAUAAGGACAAGGUUGCAGCCAUGACGUCGGAGAUAGAUGAGCACAAGAGCGACCAACAAUUGGGUCAAGAUGCAAAAUCAAUAUUGGAAGCUAAAGUGAAAGAGUUGGAGGAGCAGUUGGCCGAGUUGCAGCAAGUUAAUGCGUCGUUGGUUAAUGAUUUAGAAAAAUUCACAGAGAAAUGUGACGAAUACGAAAAACUGGCCGAGGAACGUUUGCAUGAAAUUAUACAACUUGAAUCGCAGGUUCAGUCUCUAAGAGAAGAAACUGCAAGGCAGGUGUCGAGGAUAAAGGACAGAUGCGAGAUAGUUAGAAGAUCAAUGCAAAAACAAAUCGGUGACUUAGAGAGACAACUGGCUCAAAGCAGAGCCCAAGCCAAAGCAGCUCAAUGCGACAGAGACGAAAUCAGGCAAAAGAUGCAGUCUCAAAUCAACAAUCUGAACGAAAACUUCGAAGAUGCCCAAAUGAGAAUACGGAACCUCCAAGGUCACGUCAAUUUCCUUAAAAACUCUUACGGAGAUACUUUUGGCAUCGGUGAAAAGAAUAAUAGAUACAGGUCUACUGAUAACAAGGAUCCUUGUGAUUGCAAUCAAACUUAUUAACGAACUAUUUUUUGUGUUUUAUUCAUUUUAUGAAAAAAUAUUUAAUAUACCACAAUUAUACCAUUUUAUACAAGUUUAAAA